Mesitornis unicolor (brown roatelo) is the source of this 2718-nucleotide messenger RNA. Its product is annotated as coiled-coil and C2 domain-containing protein 2A-like. The record is from RefSeq and is a predicted model, not a curated record. Gene Ontology annotation, cellular component: ciliary transition zone. Gene Ontology annotation, biological process: non-motile cilium assembly; protein localization to ciliary transition zone. The annotation marks the transcript as partial. The transcript has 22 exons. Lineage: Eukaryota; Metazoa; Chordata; Aves; Mesitornithiformes; Mesitornithidae.
AUAUAUGAAACAAUGGGUAUGAGCAGUACCACCUUGUUGGCUGAAGUGUUCAUACCUGUUCCUGAGACUACAGUUCUGACAGGCAAUGCUCCUUUGGAAGAAAUAGAGUUCAGCAGCAAUCAGCGUGUGAUGUUGGACCAUGAAGGAGUUGGGAGUGGUGUGUCCUUUUCAUUUGAAGCUGAUGGUAGCAACAAAAUGUCUUUAAUGACCUCUGGGAAAGUAUCCAAUAGUGUCUCUUGGGCAGUUGGAGAAAAAGGAAUCCCCUUAAUUCCUCCAGUAUCCCAGCAAAACACAGGCAUACCAAGUGCUUUAAAAAUUACUGAUGCAAUUGCAUCCAUUGGUACAUCGGGCUUAACUGACAUGAAAAAACUAGCUAAGUGGGCAGCGGAAGCAAAACUUGAUCCAAAUGACCCAAACAAUGCAGCUCUGAUGCAGCUGAUCAAGGUUGCCACAAGUGGAGAAGCACACAUUCCUGAUUUCUUCAGAUUGGAACAGUUGCAGCAAGAAUUUAAUUUUGUUUCUGAUGAGGAAUUUAAUAGAUCAAAGAGAUUCCGACUCUUGCAGCUCAGAAGUGGAGAAGUGGCAGAGUUCCGAAACUAUAAGCAAGUCCCCUUACAUGAACGAGAAAUCAGUGAGAAAAUCUUCCAGGACUAUGAGAAGAGACUGCAAGAGAGGGAUGUGAUUGACAGCAAAAAUUAUCUAGAUGCACACAGAGCAGUUGUUGCCAACUAUCUACAGAAGGUUCGAGAGUCAGUAAUAAACCGUUUCCUCAUAGCAAAACACCAUUUCCUUCUCUCUGACCUUGUCAAUGAAGAAGAGAUUCCCAGCCUGGGUUCUGAGGGUCCAGGUAUUUUGGGACUCAGCCUCUUUAAACUGGCAGAGCCAAAACGACCAUUAAAGCCAAGAAGAAAAGAAAGGAAGAAGGUCACAGCACAGAAUUUAUCAGAUGGAGACAUAAAACUGUUAGUGAACGUCAUUAGAGCUUAUGAUAUUCCAGUGAGAAAACCAGUGAUGAGCAAACUUCAACAGCCAUACAAAUCUUCAAGGUCCUUCAAUGAGAUGUUUGCAGUCUCUUCAUCAGCUCAGAGCCCAGCUGAUAGCCCAGAUUGGGCAUUCAACCAGGUUUUAGUCCGUCCUUUUAUAGAAGUUUCUUUUCAGCGAACAGUCUGCCGUACAACAACAGCAGAGGGUCCAAACCCCAACUGGAAUGAGGAACUUGAGCUUCCAUUUAGAGCUCCUAAUAGUGACUACAGCACCCACAGUUUGCAGUCAGUGAAGGAUGAAGUCUUCAUUAAUGUUUUUGAUGAAGUACUUCACGAUGCUGUAGAGCAUGAUCCUGAAAGAGGAAGUGGAAUCCGCACUCAUGUUGAGAGACGCUGGCUGGGAUGUGUGAAGAUACCAUUUACUACCAUAUAUUUUCAAGCAAGGAUUGAUGGUACGUUUAAGGUGAAUAUUCCUCCAGUCCUCCUUGGCUACAGCAAAGAAAAGAACCUGGGAAUGGAGAGAGGUUAUGAUUCUGUGCGAAAUCUGAGUGAGGGCUCGUAUCUAACACUGUUUAUUACCAUUGAACCACAGCUCAUUCCUGGAGAGUCAGUCAGAGAAAAGAUGAAUGAAAUGCUUAAGAAGUUUGAUACCCAAGAAGAUGAGAAAUUGCUCCAGUCAGCAGAAAAGUAUGAAGCUGAAUGUACAUCAAAGUUUCCAAGCCGCCAGUGCCUAACAACUGUAAUUGACCUCACUGGGAAAACAGUUUUUAUUACCAGAUACCUCAGACCUCUGAAUCCACCCCAGGAGCUUCUUGAUGCUGUCCCAAAUGGUUCUCAAACAGCAGCAGAAUUGGUGGCUCGGUAUGUUGCUUUGAUUCCUUUCUUGCCAGAUAGCGUGUCAUUUGCUGGAAUUUGUGAUUUGUGGAGUACAUCAGACCAAUUUCUUUAUCUUCUGGCGGGAGAUGAGGAAGAACACGCCGUGCUCUUGUGCAAUUAUUUUCUUGGUAUGGGGAAAAAAGCCUGGCUUAUCAUUGGAAAUGCUAUUCCUGAGGGGCCAACAGCAUAUGUAUUAACUUUGGAACAAAGCCAGUAUGUAAUUUGGAAUCCCAGUACUGGAUGUUUUUAUGGGCAGUAUGAUACUUUCUGCCCCUUACAAAACGUGUCCUGUCUGAUCAGCUGUGAUAAUAUUUGGUUUAAUAUGCAAGAAUAUGAUUCCCCAGUAAGGAUAAGUUUUGAUAUCAGCAAACCAAAACUUUGGAAGUCUUUCUUUUCAAGAAGCUUGCCCUACCCUGGUCUCCACAGCAUUCAGCCCGAAGAAUUAGUUUACCAGCAUUCGGACAAGGCUGCUGCAGCGGAACUACAGGGCAGGAUUGAAAAAAUACUAAAAGAUAAGAUUAUGGAAUGGAGACCAAGGCAUCUGACUCGCUGGAACAGAUACUGUACCUCUACCCUACGUAACUUUCUGCCACUGCUGGAACAAAACCAAGGCAAAGAUAUAGAAGACGACCAUCAGGCAGAGCUGCAGAAACAGCUAGGAGAUUACAGGGUCUCUGGAUUUCCUAUUCAUAUGCCAUUUUCUGAAGUCGGACCUUUGAUAGAAGCUGUACACAGCACAGGAGUUCAUACCAUUGAUGUCUCCAAUGUCGAAUUUGCUCUAGCUGUGUAUAUUCAUGCUUAUCCCCAAAAUGUUCUCUCUGUAUGGAUUUACAUUGCUUCACUUGUUCGAAAUAGGUAG